AUGACAGGAGCUCAAAUUUCAUACGAAGACACGGAUCAUCACUGGAGAAAAGACUACAUUCUUGGUUCAGGUACGUAUGGUACCGUGUAUUUCGCGUCAAAGCUCGAUUCUCGUCUUUCCCUUUCUCCUCAUUCCCUUUCCGUGGCCGCUGUGAAGUCCGGUAGUGCUUAUUUGUCUUCACUGAAGGAGGAGGGAGAGAUUCUGCACGAACUGAGAGGUUGCCCCGAGAUCGUCCAGUGUUUUGGAGCAGAUAUAAGUUUUGAAAACAAUAGAGACGUCUUCAAUCUUCUCCUUGAAUACGCACCCGGUGGAUCCCUCGCUGAUCUGAUAAAAAACAAAGAAGGAAAAAUGCCAGAAUCUCACAUUGCAUGUUACACUUAUAUGCUGCUUAAGGGUCUCUCCCACGUUCAUGAAAAAGGGUUUGUUCAUUGUGAUAUGAAACCUGAUAAUAUACUCGUUUUUCCCAAUGAACAUGGUAGUACCAUACACAGUCUCAAGAUAGCAGAUUUUGGAUUGGCCAAGAGAAGUGAAGAGGAGGAAGAGUUUAUUCCAGGGUCAUCGAGCUUCAACAGAGGCGCACUGCUAUAUGCUUCCCCAGAAUCCAUAUCUAAAGGGAUACACAAGCCCGUUACUGAUAUAUGGUCUCUUGGUUGCAUUAUUGUGGAGAUGAUCACAGGCAAACCCCUUUGGACUAGUCGGAAUGCACGAGAUUUGAUCGAUGAAAUUAAGUUUGGUCAUCCAAAUAUACCAAAAAAUAUUUCGUAUUGUGCGGAAGAUUUCUUGAAAUUGUGCUUGAUAAAGAAUGAGUAUCAGAGAUGGACGGCCAACAUGCUAUUGAAUCAUCCAUUUAUUUUCAUGAAUCUGUCAGCAUUGCCACUAAAUUUUAAGAAUCCAGUGCUGCCUAAUCCCUUUGGAUCCGAUAUGCAGGCCUAUAAAUUGGACUUAUUUUCCACACCAUCGAAGAUUGAAGAACCUACUGAUCAUUCAGUUUAUGUAUAG
This is a messenger RNA of Fraxinus pennsylvanica, 999 nucleotides long. The record is from the annotation of a GenBank genome assembly. NCBI's taxonomy places the organism in Eukaryota, Viridiplantae, Streptophyta, Magnoliopsida, Lamiales, Oleaceae.